AUUUUGUGCCAGACUAUGGUGUUCUGUGUCACACCUUCAAUAUCUACGUGCUGAAUGUCAGAGAUUGAAUAUUUCUGUAGUUUGUGCUGAAUUAUUUGGUGAGCUACAAUCAAACUUAAAAUCCUUUCAGUUUCAGGUUUACAGCAUUAGUCUCAGCCUGAGUUCCUCAAAGAGAUUAAGAAAGGAAAGUGAAAUUUACAGGGAAGAUUAGAAUAACAACCGGAACUGAAGAGAAUAGAGGUUUGAUCAUAUCUAUACUGCACCAUACUUUCACUUUAAAUAUCUUUCAACUGCACAGGACCUGGAUCAGAGCUGGUGUGAUGGCAGGUCAGAUGCAGAACUGGUGGACUCUGAGGCUCCUGACUCUUCUCAGCCUCCUCAGCCUCACUGAACCAUUUGAGGUGAGAGAUGAGGACUGGGAGGAGCUCAGCGCUGACAUCGCUGCACUGCACCGCCUCAGAGGACUGUCUGAACACAUGGUUCAUCAGAGGAUCAAGGACACUUCACACCAAAGGGACACAUCCAUUCAUGGGACCAGAACAGAGAGAUCCAUUAAUAGGAGGGACACUGACCAAAACCCAAUGAGUCUGCUGGAUGGUUUUCAGGAGUGUGAGAAUUUCACCACCUGUGUCAUUCAGAAGGAAAAGGACUUUGAGACCUUCAUGGCAGAUAUUGAUGAACAGAAGAAACAAGACUGGCUGCUAAGUGCAUCUGAGAUCUCACACAGUUACAGUCAAAAACUUCUGAUCAUGACUGACAAAGAAAAGUCAACGAUUGACAGAGUCCAGCAGGAAUACAGCAUGGAUCCUCUUUACUCAGUAAUAGUCAGUAAAGAUUGUCUGUACAAUGAGUCAUGUUUACCAAAAGCAGACGGCUACACUGUAGUGAAAAUAUUUGGAAAGGUUUCAGAAGAUGGACAAAGUGUGUCUGGGCUUUCUGGUUCAUCACUUUCAGAGCUGAUGUUGAAACCAUCACUUGAAGCUGCCCCAGUGUUCUCCCUGGACGGAAACACAACCACAGACUUCCAGCAUAACUUCAUUCGGGUUUUUCUGGUCCGUGGCAGCAACAAAGUCUUAGAAACUAACCAGGAUAAUCACCAGAUUUACCAGGUCAUGGAUCAACCUGACUCAGUUUCCAGCUACCGAAUUCCACAAAGACCAGUUGAUCACACCACACAGUACGACCACCAGCAGAUCCUCAUUCUGGAAGAUAAUCCUGCAGUCAGAAAAGCUGCUACUUAUCUUUAUGAAAAACAUCCAAAGGUCAGCUCUGUCUACAUUCUUGAUCAAAACCAAAGACCAAAACUGAUCCGUGGGGACCCAGAGCCACUGUCAGAGGACAGCAGACUGGUCCUGGUAGGUCAUGGAGGAAGAGACAGCUCAGGAGAGAUGAAACUGGCUGGGUACAGAGCCCAGGAUGUGGCCAAAAUCAUUCAAAGGACCUCCAGAGUCAGUGAUACAAUCAAAACAACAAGUGUGGUGGGAUGUGAGCUCGGAUCAAAUGAAGCUUUCAUUGAGACCCUACUGAGAGAGCUCCAUGAAACUGUCAACAUCCAGACAGAGCUGCACCUGAGGGAUGCUGUGCUCCAGGUCAGGCACACAGGACAGAAAAUUACACAAGAAAUCUCUCCAGAUGGGACACAAUGGAGACACAAAGAUGACAGCAAGAAAGUGGUGGCAACUCUUGACAGGAACGGAGACGUAGUUAUUAGAAAUGAGGCUGGCAGUAAAGGAGAGGCAGUUUUUACCAAUGAAAGAAAUUUUCUGAUGGACAGCCAUUCAGGACAAGAGAGCAGUGGAAACAGCUGGCCAAAUGAGCCAAAGAGAUUUAUUGACCAGAGUGAAGGAUCUAAGCAGUUUAGUGAUGCCUUAUAUGAACUUGAAGCUCUGACCUGGGGAUUAUUUCACACUGACCAGCCUUUUCCAAAAGAAACAGACAUCAACAGCUUGCAACAAAUUGAAGAGCAAUAUUUAAUGAGAAGACAAAUAAGAAACAAUAAUUAUAAUAAUGAUAAAAAAAAUAAUAAUGAGGACACAAGAUGGAUGAAGGAUGAAGCAGAAAUAAAGAAUGUUCUUUCUAAAUGUUAUAAGAUUGAAUCAGGAAAAGAUGUUAGAAACAUCAUCCGUCACUACGCAAAGACUGGAGAAGAUGAGCCCACAUAUCUGAUGGUCAGAGACUGGAUAUAUGAGGUUAAUCCUCGAAGUCUGUACGUGUACCCAGUUGGAAAAAAACUUGACAACAAUCAAAUUGGAAAUGAGGAAAAAAUCAAUGAAGUUAAAACAUGGAUUAAUAAUCAAAGAGGCAAAGGCAAAGAAGAAUACAAAUCCAUGAGAAAUUACAUUCUUGGUGAUGAAACUGAAAGGAGCCCAGAAGAGGUACGACUAAUAAAAGAAAGUUAUGUUCAAUAUGUGAGAGAUAUUUUUCUUGGUGAACACACAGCUCACCUACCUCUGUCCUUUAAGUCUGUGUUCACCACAUAUUUCACUGCAUCAGUUAUAUCUGAAUCUGCCAGAAAUUUCAGGACAUUUCCUCUGGUGCUGAUGGCUCUGAGUAUGGCUGAAAGCUCAGACAACAAUAUCAGAGAGAAAGGACUGAAUUUCUUUUUUGAAAACCACCCGAUGGCAAGAGGAGGAAGUUGGAUUGACCCAAGCAGGCGAGGAUUUCAUGGCUCAGCAACACCUGAAAAUUCCAUCAAACUAACAGGGAGGAAGGUCAAGAGGGGUAAAUUAAUGAACGAGCUUAAAGAAGUUCUACACUACGAAGAGGUCAUGUUCACAGCAUAUACAAAAUAUAAUGCACCAGAAUCAGUGGCAGACAUGGCAGUAGAAUUAAAGAUAUUUGAAGCGACAGAUAAAGAGGCAUUCUUAAAAGGUUACAUUGAUUUCAAAACAAAAACUGAGCAACAUUUUCCAACACCAUCUGGAGAUGAACCUCCAGCAUCUGGAACAUUAGGAGGUUAUGAGGAUGGCUCUGUAACAUCACGAGACUUGAAUUCUGCCUCAGAGUUAGAGAAUUCCUUCAGACUUGAAGAUUAUUUUUCCAGGGCAUCUGCAUCAUUUUCUGAAGAAGUCCACAGCCAACUGAAAGCAAAAUAUGGUGAAAGACUGGCAGAGCUGCAUGUGAGGGAGGGCAGUGCCAGAAUAGAAAAUGGACAGUUCAUAUGUCAGCUGGUGUCCAAGGGUACUGAUGCUGAACCUGUCGAGUUUAGGGCUGAGUUAUCUCCAGAGAGUCAAGAAUACACUGAAAAAAUGUUGAAGAGCAUCAACACAGCAGUUCAUGACAUGGAGACGCACAGUCCAGAAUCCUCCCAUCAAGUCAGCAAGUAUGUAGAGCACACUGGGACGGCUGUUGGUGCAUUAGGCCUCAUGCUGGGGAUGAAAGGAGCUGUUCAUGCUUUUGAACAGGGCGACAUCAAAGAUGGUGUGGUGGGAACUUUGCAAACAGCUCAUGGAGUGACAGCUAUGACGACAUCUGUUAUUGCAAAACAAGCCCUGUCCUCAGAGACAAGAAUCGGCAGAGCUGCAGGAGCAAUCAUGAGAAACCCUGCAGUGAAGGGCACCAUGAGCAUUAUGCCAAUAGUGGGAAUUGGAUUUGGGAUAUACAAUUUUGAACAAGACUUGGAGAGAGGUGACACACUGGGAUACAUUGAGGCUGCCUUUGAUGGAGGUAUGAUUGUUUUGGAUGUUGUUGAAAUGGCUCAGCCUGAACUGGCACCAUUUAUAGUGCCUAUAAACCUGGCUCUAUCAGCAAUUCGGAUGGCCUUUGAUGAUGUUUAUAUGGGCAUCCAGAAUGAACUGAACAGCCUCCCAAAGGAAGCUGGAGUUUUACAGAAACUGGUGGCUGUGUAUGUUGGCUAUGGAAAAGGUAUUGAUCAUUUUGCAAUCCAUGUGGCUAGUGUGUUUUAUGAUUGGCGUCACGAUGAAAUUGAAGAGGGACACAAACUUGUUGCUCAGAUAUCAGACUAUAAAGAAUAUUACAGAGUUACAAAGGAAAAGGAUGGAACAAAAGCCAUUGAUUUUAGUGGUGGUGGUUCCUCUUGGAAUGGAGGAGGUAUUUACUUCUGCCUCGCUGAUCAGGGUCAGUCUGAGUUCUGCAUGAACUAUUUUGUAUCUAGUGAUGAGAGUUCUGGGAGGAGGUGUUGGAACAUCGAUACACAAGGAAGCAAUGAUAUCAUUCUUGGCCUGGGAGAGUCACAUCAAUUAGAGUAUAAGACACUACAGAAAAAAGUACUCAUGCUCAUACCAGCCGGGUCUGUAACAGUGGUUUCAGGUUAUAAAGCUCUGUCAUAUUCAAGAUAUGGAAUAUACAAGGGAAACAGAGAUGCUAAUCGCUUUUUUGCAGUUCAGGAAUCAGAGGACAAACAUGUUAUUGAACUGAUGUUGAGUUACUAUUAUCAGCUUUAUGGUGAACCAGGUGAUGACAUAUUCUUCCUGGGUCCACAGAGAAGUUAUGCUGAAGGCUCUGGUGGAAAAGACACGUACGUCAUUCCUGACAAUGGAGGGAAAACAAUAAUUAACAACUACGAUCCUUCCAAAGCACAAGACACUCUCCAUUUCAGUGCUGAUUACAGUCACAUUUCUGUGUCUAAAUCUGGAGAUGAUGCAGUGUUAAUGUAUGAGGGCAGCCAUACUGUCAUCAUACAAAACUGGUUUUUAGGGGAGCUGUAUCGUCAUAUGAACAUGAUGUCAGGAGACGGAGUCUUAUUUGAGAUUUCCUCCACUGUGGUUACUUCUGUUCAGCUGGUGGCCACAGGAAUUAACAAGAUGUUUAAGAAACAGGGUGAAACAGUGAACACAUCACAGCCACUUUUACGAACAGUUACAAACAUCUUUGGGUCUCAGUAUGAUGACGUGCUCAUUGGAAAUGGAGAGAAGAAUCUGAUAGAUGGAGGAGGAGGUCGAGAUCGUCUGAUCGGUGGUGAAGGAGAAGACAUAUACAUGGUGAAAAACAGCAAACAGUCUUCAGUGAGGAUUGAGAAUUACUCCAGAGACAAUGAAACAGACCUGGCCAUUAUAGAAGCAAAUCUUCACACUUUAAAAGUCAGAGUAGAAGGUAGCAAUGUUAUUCUGAACGCUGUCCAUGACACAACAACCAUCCAAGUGACUUUAGUGAACUGGUUCAGAUCACCAGAAGACAGACACUUGCUCAUCAUCACAAAGGAUCUGAUCACUUUCACAGUCUCAGAUAACAAGGCUGACUGCCAGCAGAAAGAUCCGUUCAUCAACUGCAUAAAAAGUCAGAGAAUUGACUACAGCAGCUCCACAUCUCGUCUGGAGGUGGACCUUCAGGAGGACGAGGCUCUGAACAGUGUAACAGAGGUCCGUGGGUCAAAUUUUAAUGACAUCAUCAGAGGGAACAAAGAACACAAUGUUUUUGUCCCAGGAAGAGGAGACGACUUCAUUCAGUUGAGAGGAGGAGAGGACUGGUACAUUAUCACACCAGGACAAGGAGUAAAAACCAUCAACAAUCAAUCACCAGAUCUGACCUUGGACGUUCUUUUCCUGAAAGAACAAUAUGAGCAUGUAACAUGUUCUUGUGAAGGACAGAGCAUCAUCCUUUUGGUAAACGGAAGGAGAAGUGUUAUCUUACAGAAAUGGUUUGAGUCAAAGAAUUAUCAGCACCUGCAGAUCAAGACCAGUGAUGGAAUAACAGCUGGGCUGAUGUCCAACCUCAGCAGCUGUGGCAGCAAGUCUUUAAUGUUACCCUUAACUGUUGAUUACAGAAACCAGAAACCUGAACAACUUCAUUCAGUCCAAACACAAAUCCAGAAACGAUCAGUCAGUGUAGUGGAACAGCCCAAGUGUUUCACAUAUAGAAAUAAGAAUUCAGAUGAGAAGAUCCUCUGUGGCCUCGAAGGCAAAGUGAUGAUGAUGAAUAAAGUUGAGUCAGUGAAAGAAAUGUAUGGCUCCCCAGGUUUCGACAUCAUGGUUGGGAACAGCAAGGAGAAUUUGCUUGAUCCUUAUACUGGGGGUGCACUGAUGUCUGGAGGUGAAGGUAAAGACACUUACAUCAUCAAACAUGGAUAUGGAACUAACUUAAUGAUUGAUAACUUUGCAGAAGAUCAGAAUAUUGACACUGUGUUGGUUGACAUGGAUUUCGUUGAUGGCAGCGAAGUCGCACUGAACUCAUCAUCAACAGGAGAUCUGGAUGUGACGAUCACAACAAAUGGGGAACAAUUAAAACUCACUCUGCUCAGCUACACUGAAGGUUACCAACACCAGCACCUGGAGUUUCAGAGCUCUGACGGAAUGAAUUUUAAAUUGAAAUUACUAAACUCAACUGGAGAUGUUCCUUUAUUUGAGAUUGAAGCUUUCAAAGUGACUCUGAAACAGUCGCAGACUGACUGCCGUUUGGACCUCAGCUCUCAGAGAAAUCUGUCAAAGGUCCAUACAGUUCAAGGCUGCCCCUCCCAGUCCAACGAUAUACUAGGUAAUGAUGAAGACAACGCUCUAAUUGGUGGGUGGAAGGAUGACGCCUUGGAUGGAGGCCAAGGAGAUGACACACUGAUUGGAGGAAAUGGAGCUGACCUCAUGAUUGGUGGUCUGGGAGAUGACACUCUUUAUGGCGAGGAUGGAGAUGACACGAUGAUGGGGAACUCCGGCAGUGACGUCUUCAUUCCUGGACCAGGGGCAGAUCUAAUGGAUGGAGGUCCUGGCAGAGACACUGUUCUGUACCGGGGCGAUCAUGAGAAGGGUAAAGGGGUUUAUGUCAACCUGUUGACUGGACAAGGCCGCUAUGCUGAUGCUGAGGGGGACGUGUUGAAGGAUGUGGAGACUGUGAUCGGCUCCAUCUACUCUGAUAUCUUGGUAUCUGGUUAUGAAAGUUCCCUUCUCAAAGGCUCUGACGGAGAUGAUAUCUUGGUGUCCACUGGUGGUGAUUACCUGGUCGGGGGUGAUGGAAACGACAUCUACAUGUUGGCUUUCCAACGUGGCUCAGUCACUAUUGACAACUGUGCAAAGGACAACGCCACAGAUGUCUUGUACUUAGGAUCAGGGUCACCACUGGCAUUUGACUGCCAGAUUUUACCUGACAGAGUUCUCCUGACUUUCUUUGGAUUAAACCAAGCAGUUGUUAAGAUUGUACUAGAAGGCUGGAUCAGUGAUGAUAAUGAAUGUGGUCAUUUGAUGCUGGUUUUCAAAGAGCUGGAGAUGUCAGUGGAUUGGCUGCUACAAAUAUAUCAGUUAAGACAGAAGAAAUUGUUUUGGUCAUUAGUCAUAACUUGGGUUAUCUGCAUCAGCCUUUUCCUCUUCCAUUUUGUUUUCAUGUUAUACAUGUGCAUAAAAUCAAUGAGAAGGGCACAGAAACAAAAGACAUUGAAACAAACAGAAACUAAUGUUAUUGAAGAGUCUGUUGCCUUGCAGAGUGACGUGCAGAUCCACAGUGAUAUUAGUCCAUGAAAAUCUCUAAAAUACAAUAUAUGAAUUUGAUUUAUCAUUUGACAAAUCAUUAAUAAUUUGUGGUUUUCAGUAAAUUCAGUAAUUCAGUAAAUCACAUGGAAAAAACUUGUUUUUUGUUAGGGUUAUGGUAUCUGUAAUGAAUUACAUUUAGUAGUGAAUCAACUGGAUGUAGAGGAAAAUUCCUUUCCCAGUAUUACCUCAGGUCUUUGUGUUAUAGCUUGGGUAUGAUGUAUUAUGUAACAUAACUGUGGAUCUGGGUGUUUUGAGGAUUAUCCUCAAGUACUGGAAGGCAUUUUGGAUGCUUUGAGUAUGAAAAAUAAAAUUCUAUUCACCCCUUUUUUUGGCAGACCUGUUAGUUUGCUUAGCUAAGUCCCCUUUGUUAUACAGUACUUAUCAUUUAUAUGUGACACCUUCUUUGAAAUGUCUUUGUAUUUUUAAUAGCUUUUCUAAUUAGAUUAUUACACAUUAUAUUCUGGAGAUAGAUAAUCUACAUCAGGGUAUAUUCAAUGUGCCUCUUGUGCCUGUGCCUUUUGAUCUCCUGUGAUUUCUGUAGUCCUGCCUUCUUUCUAUCCAUACCUGUAAUUCAUUUGUCCUACUGAAGUGUUUGUGUUUGUAUCUUACUCCAGUAUCCCAAUGACGGAUUGUUGCCAAAAUGCACUGGUGUGGGCUUUGUAAUAUUAAAGGCUUUUUUAUGAUUUACACCUCAA
This is a messenger RNA of Lates calcarifer (barramundi perch), 8104 nucleotides long. RefSeq lists its product as uncharacterized. The record is from RefSeq and is a predicted model, not a curated record. NCBI's taxonomy places the organism in Eukaryota, Metazoa, Chordata, Actinopteri, Centropomidae. Gene Ontology annotation, molecular function: calcium ion binding. The transcript is spliced from 6 exons. Bases 321 to 7397 code for a protein of 2358 amino acids.